Molecule: messenger RNA, 804 nt
Organism: Sporisorium graminicola
Lineage: Eukaryota; Fungi; Basidiomycota; Ustilaginomycetes; Ustilaginales; Ustilaginaceae
Exons: 7
Coding region: 1-804 (267 amino acids)
Source: RefSeq, a predicted model, not a curated record
AUGGAGCUGCGAUUCACAGGUCCCAGAAGCGAUCUUGGACAAGCGAACUUGCUUCUGACCGAGGACGAUGUCACCCAUCGCUCAGUCUCCAGCUUUUCGGAUGGGACCAGGGUUUGCACGUACCACUUUGCGGAGCAGUCGAGCUCCCAUCAGAGAAGGAUACUCAGUCGGGUUUCCUGCAAUCAGCUCGUCUUACACCACAUCCUUCCUCCAGGUCAGACGGCUGGAGGUUCCACACCAGCACUCGCUUCCUCAUCCACCCCGUUUGUCCGACUGAGUCGCGAGAACGAAUUUGAUUUACGAUUGCAAGGGUUCGCACUGAGUUUCGGCUCCCAAAACGAGGGACCUUUCGCUCGAAUCGCAUCGCAGCAUCACUCUUUCUCCUCGGCUUCACCAGGUGUCUUGGAACAGAUCGCAUGCUUGAGGGUAUCGCUGCAGCUGGCAAACGUCUCGUCUUAUGCAGAAGAACGGGCCUGCAAGCCUUCAUGCUGCCUCUUUCUCCUCCUCCAGCACGGCCGCUUGAAAAUUGACGCUUCCUUUUUUUCCCCGCAAAGUUCUUCCUUUGGCAUCCUCUGUCUGUCCGAGUCAGCGAAUUUAUCCCUAAAGCGCAGCAAAAGAAGUAACUUCGCGGCGUCGGUCGGAGGCAGAGGCUCCAAAGAACCCUCGUUGGGAUCGUUCGUCAUGCAGCCACGGGACGCUGUGGUGGGCCAGACAGAAUUGCUUCAAGCUCUCGAGUUGGAGCUGUCGUCGAAUGAUAGCGCCCUUUGGGCUAUCGCGAACUUCGCUGACGCAGGCUCAUCGUGA